Molecule: messenger RNA, 531 nt
Organism: Phacochoerus africanus (Common warthog)
Lineage: Eukaryota; Metazoa; Chordata; Mammalia; Artiodactyla; Suidae
Product: ubiquitin-binding protein Rv1468c-like
Exons: 2
Coding region: 1-531 (176 amino acids)
Source: RefSeq, a predicted model, not a curated record
AUGGUGCUCGCGGGCGGGCAGGCGAGGGGCGACGCUGGGGGCGGCGGCGGCGGCGGCCCCCGGGCUGGGCUGGGGAGCUGGCCGGCCCCUGGGCGGCCGCGGCGGGGGCGGCGGCGGCUCGGGCUCCGGCGGCUCGGGCUCGGCUGGGGGACUGCGCUGGCGGGGCGGCUCCGCGGGGUCCUCCUCUCGACCGGCUCGGCUCCCUUUAUCGCGCUCCUCCGCGAUGGCGGCGGCGGCGGCGACGGACAAACAUCUCACUGCGCAGGCCGAACGUCCUCCUCCUCCUCCUUCUCCUCCUCCGCCUCAGCGAGACGAGAUCCGGCCCAGAGGGUGGAGGGGGGAGGAGGGAGGGAGGAGAGCCGGAGAGUGGAGAGAUUGGGGGAAGGGGGGGUGGGAGGACGGGAGGGGGAAGCGGGCGGCCGCGGCGGGGACGCUCAGAUCUCGCGAGAAGAGGGCGAGCGCGCUGCCCUGGGUGGGGCGGGGCGAAGCCUGGAAGCGGGAGGGGGCAACGGGAGGGGAAGAGAGGAAUAG